CGGCGUUCGAAAGCGACUACUCGAGCGAGCUCUGGCCGACUUCCUGUCGUCUGCCGUCGUGCGCACGGUCCUGCAAGCGGCAACAUGUUACUGCGUACUGUUUACUUUCGCUUGCGGCCCUCGACAAUCCGGCGCCUAUGGCAACCGAUGAGCACACACUCGGACGGGUGCAUCCGGAGGGCGAACGAAGACAUCGAGACUCAACGGGCACGAUUGCUCUACCAGAGUCGCAAGCGUGGCAUGCUCGAGAAUGACCUGAUCCUCAGCACAUUUGCAGCCAAGCACCUGGCCUCGUUCAGCGCCGAGCAGCUUCAGCAGUAUGACAGGCUCAUCAAUCUGCCUUCAAACGACUGGGACAUCUACUACUGGGCAACAGGAGCCAAGGAUACUCCGACAGAAUUUGAGAACGAAGUCAUGUCACUGCUGCGACAGCACGUGCGCAAUGACGAGCGUGAGCAGCGAUUCAAGCAGCCUGACAUCUCGUAGCCAAAUAAGAAGUGACUACAACAUCCCAGUGUGCUUUGAGGUUGUCCAACAGUUGAGGCUUUAAAAAAAGGGCCCGGUGCACUUAGCUUGUCUAGUCUACGUUGCUUCACUUUGACUUUCGGCCUUUGUCCUAAACAACAGUGCUUCACCUGACUGACAACAACUAGGUGAAACAGUGUGAAUCCCACAUUCUGUAGAACCGCAGAUUAAAUUUUCCUGGCACAU
Messenger RNA from Rhipicephalus sanguineus (brown dog tick), 711 nucleotides. RefSeq names its product succinate dehydrogenase assembly factor 2-A, mitochondrial-like. Gene Ontology annotation, cellular component: mitochondrion. Gene Ontology annotation, biological process: mitochondrial respiratory chain complex II assembly; mitochondrial electron transport, succinate to ubiquinone; protein-FAD linkage. The record is from RefSeq and is a predicted model, not a curated record. Lineage: Eukaryota; Metazoa; Arthropoda; Arachnida; Ixodida; Ixodidae.